UGCAACUCCCAUUCACCCCACGAUGAUCACUCGAAUAUCGGCUUAAACAUCUUUGUCCCCCCUUCGUUAUAUCUCUCCGAAGCAACCAUCAAGUAACACUACUGCAACAAACGCGUAUCCAGCUUCCAAUGUUCGGUGAGCACGAGUCAGAAAGCCCCCGUGUUUCCUCCCCCUGGGACCCCUUCCUCCCAACUCCUCCCUCUCGCGGCGUUUCCCCCCAGGUCAACGCCGCACUCCACAAUGGCAUCCCAAAGCUAGUUCCCGAGGUAGAGGAGGGCAACGUCGAGUACAAGCUCAAGCUCACCCACAUCUCGAACGCCCGCUUCGCCCGUCUCGUCACUCAGCUCAAAUGGCGUCUCCUUGAGGGCGGCGGUCAGGCCUACUACGAGCUCGGUGUCGCCGACUCGGGCGCCCUCAUCGGCCUCUCCCGCGCAGACCUCGAAGAAUCUCUGGAGACACUCGAGAUGAUGGCCGGCGAAAUCGGCGCGUCCGUCAUCGUCGUCAAAGAGAUCGAAGUCCCUCCCACCAUAGCCGCCCUCGCCGAUAAAGACAGCGGAUACACCGACCCCGACACCGGCGAGUGGACUCGCAAGAUGCGCCGACGUGCUCCCGCCGGCGGUGGCCCUGCCUUCUCGGACGGAGGGGACGGCUCGACAUCGGCCACCACCACCGAGGCUGAGACGGACUUUUCCUUCGCCGACUUUGCGGAUCAGGACGACGUGUCCACGUCGUGUCCGACAUCAUAUCGCGGUCCUGACAUAGCCGCAUUCUCCGCGACGAUCACGUCCAUUGCGCACCGCCCUGUCCGCACAAACCCUUCGCGUCCGACCGCUCAGUCCUCCCCCUUCAUAGCGCCCAUAGACGACGACCUGGCUCUGUUCUCUAUGGAGCCGGAGCCCGCAUUCCCGGAUGAGACGGAUACACCCGCAUCGGGCGUCAUAGCCGAUGACGAGCUAGAUCUCGCCUUCGGCCUUGAAGCCGGCCUUGGCCCUCGCCGUGCGUCCUUCGCCGGCCUUGAGAUCGCAGCGGUCUACAAGCCGCGUCCCGUCCGACAUCGGGUGCGCCCUGGGGCGUCGGCUCCCCUUGGACCGACGCCUGGGAGGCAUGGCAAGCGAAGCAACAAGAACAAGGAGAGGAAGGCCCACCCAUGGCAACAGAGAGGCAUCGCGGCCUCUGGGCAGGACGGGCUCAGCAAGGAGGAGAAAUCGCUGCAAAGACGGCUCGCGCGCGACAAGAAGCGUGAGGAGAAGCGAAACGCGCUCAUCGCUCUAGCUCAGGCGGAGACGCGAGACGAGGGUGAACCUGUUACCAGCGGGUCGCACGCCCCCGCCACGGUGCUUGCUGGCUCUCAGGAUGAGGAUGUCGGCAGCAAGGCGUCAGCGCUGUUGGUGGACGUAGACGAGGAGGCCAACACGCUCGCCAGCGGCGUCGACGGUCUCCACGCCGCAGUGGACAGCACUGGCGUCGCUGAAGAUGAUUCCCCCGAGACGUCUCCUGUGCUGCAGGCCCGGCAGCUGGCGGAGAUCGUCGUAGCGACUGCAGAAGUCGGCCGGGAGCCGCGGUUAAUCGUGGAGGCGCUUGUAGUCCGCAAGAUGUCGAUCGAAGAGGCGACGCUGGACUUUGGAAGGUUAGCAAUUCUAUGACUGCGGAUCUGGUCGUGUUUGUGCGAUUCGCUCGUGCGAUGGUACGGGUUAUGGAUCGCGACGGACAGCUAAUAGAAGAUCGUACUGGAUUAGUGUGUGUAUAUAGUUCAGUGUGCCUGGAAAUGAGGAUGCAAACGUAUAUUCAUGGAGCGAUAUGUAUGUGGAUGCUCGCGGGCGUGGAAGGGGACAUGCGGGGGAGGAGAGAAGAGAUGCUGCGGAAGGCGAUAGGAAGGGAGUGCCUGGCGUUCUGUUGGACUGGUCCCGGCGAGCUGACUGGGAGACUGCGAGCUGUCCCACCCUGCGCCGUUGCUUUCUCACAUCCUCGGCCUUCGUC
Messenger RNA from Dichomitus squalens LYAD-421 SS1, 1977 nucleotides. RefSeq lists its product as uncharacterized. NCBI's taxonomy places the organism in Eukaryota, Fungi, Basidiomycota, Agaricomycetes, Polyporales, Polyporaceae. The transcript has 2 exons. The record is from RefSeq and is a predicted model, not a curated record. Bases 129 to 1643 code for a protein of 504 amino acids.